Molecule: messenger RNA, 2398 nt
Organism: Cygnus atratus (black swan)
Lineage: Eukaryota; Metazoa; Chordata; Aves; Anseriformes; Anatidae
Gene: DHRS7B
Product: dehydrogenase/reductase 7B
Exons: 7
Coding region: 59-1033 (324 amino acids)
Cellular component (GO): membrane
Molecular function (GO): oxidoreductase activity
Source: RefSeq, a predicted model, not a curated record
GCCAUUGGGCGCGCUGCCGGAAGGCCCGCCUCCGCCCGCCGCGCUUCCGGCGGUGGCCAUGGUGACGGCGGCGGGCAGGAAGACUGCUGAGAAAGGAAGACUCAUGGAUCUCACAUCCACCGUCAUCAUCCCACUGCUCUUUGGCAGCCUGGGGCUCUUCGCCCUUUUUCGGCUGCUGCAGUGGAUGCGGAUGCGAACUUACCUCCAGGGAGCGGUGGUGGUGGUCACAGGGGCCACCUCUGGCCUGGGAAAAGAAUGUGCAAAAGCCUUCCAUGCAGCUGGCUCUAGGCUGGUGCUCUGCGGCAGAGACAGCGAGAAACUCAAAGACCUGGCACAGGAGCUUUCUACCAUGACCAAUCACCGAAAGAACCUACACGAACCCCACACUGUGGUAUUUGACCUUUCGGACACCAAAACCAUCCUAAACGCUGCAGAAUUGAUCCUGAAGCACUCGGGCCACGUGGACAUCCUGAUCAACAACGCAGGCAUCAGUUACCGGGGCACGAUCGUAGACACGGGUCUGGACGUGGACAAGAAAGUGAUGGAAACAAAUUACUUCGGUCCUAUAGCCCUCACCAAAGCACUUCUCCCCUCCAUGAUCAAGAGGAGACAAGGCCACAUUGUGGCCAUCAGCAGCGUUCAAGGCAAAAUAAGCAUUCCCUUCCGAUCAGCAUAUGCUGCCUCUAAACAUGCUACCCAGGCCUUCUUUGAUUGUCUACGAGCAGAGGUAGAGCAGUACGAGAUUGAUGUGACGGUCGUAAGCCCCGGAUACAUUCAGACCAACCUUUCUCUCAAUGCUGUAACAGCAGACGGGUCUCGCUAUGGAGUUAUGGACAAGAAUACCGCUGAAGGCCAGACAGCCGCAGAGGUCGCUCAGGUGGUUCUCAGUGCAGUGGGGCAGAAGAAGAAGGAAGUUCUCGUAGCCGGCCUGAUGCCCUCGCUGGCUGUCUACCUGCGAAAUCUCUUCCCCAGGCUCUUCUUCAACUUAAUGGCAACUAGAGCAAAAAAGGAGAGAAAAGCAAAGGACUCUUAGAGCUCAGCUCGUUCUCGAGCAGUAACUGUAGGGAGAGGCUAACCCCCUGCAGUUCGGCAGGGACGUCAGUGGAAGUGCUCCUGCAGGAAAAUCCUUUCUGAAAAUGCUGCAACUUGCCAUUGCAUGGAGAGUGGGAAGCCGUUUCCCUCACACCAGGGCAGGCCCACGUGCCAGAAGACAGCACCUAAGCCUCACCUGAAGAAGGGUGCUUGGAACAAAGUAGGAGAGCUGAGGCUGCAGGGGAAGGUAACUCAAGGCACACACCUCACAGCAGGAGAGGCCCACGUGCUGGAAGGAGCACUGUACCUCACUUCACCCCAGGCACACUCAGCUUUACUGGCCGGCUACAAAUAAAACCCACCUGGUUUGGCUUUGUGCAAGCAGAUUUUAGCUUUCCCCACCCCACGGCCCCUGUGAAAUACAGGCCCCAGCUGGGAGCUCUCGUGAUCAGUGUCUCCUUCCCACUCCUUCCAAUCUUAUCCCAAACACAUUGCUUGAAGUGGAAAGCUUCAGAGCCUCUGCUUGUCAAUGUGCCAAAUCAUCUGGUACGCUAAGCUAAAACUAAUUCCAGUGCCACUUUUAAAAACGUAACUGAUGUAGAAUGCACGUUUUAUUUGGCAACGAUGUUAUCUGCCUGAAUCAUGCCUUACUGAGGUGCAGAGCCAUCUCACCCUGCGCUACCUGACAGUGCAGCAUUAACCCCAGCACAACCUAAUGCAGAGGAAGCAUCAAAACAGAUUAAAACAGAUAAAAAAUAGCACGGCAAGGUAUGUUGUUGAGUGUAAAUACCAUGCCCCUGAUAGCACACCUGGUUCACCCGCAGGCCUAGAGCACAGAGUAGGUGUGACUCUUUAGACGCCAGGCACGCCGUCUUCCUGGCAAGCAAAGAAGAAUCUGUGUGUGUGUAGGGUGGACAACGCGGGAGACAGGCCCGUAGUUCUCGCCUGUUUUCAAGCGAUCACAGUUGCCCGUUAGGGUCACAUCCAGGGAGGGGAGGAGAUCUGCCUGACCAGGUACCACAGGCUCCAGGGCGUUGAGCAGCCUGAGGGAGCGCCAUAUCCCUUUCUCCAUCCCUUCCCUUGGUUCCAUGCAGCGUAAAGCUUUUUCCUCCUCCCAGAGGAAGACAGCCUGCCCUGCCCGAUCCCAGCCACGCUGGGAAAAAGGAGCGUCUGGGCCGAGAUGAUUCAGAAAGGUUAUGAAUACAUCUGUGUAUUAACCGAAAUACAGCCUACGUGUGGGGGCCUGGAUCUAGACCCCUGCUGCCACCUCCAUGCACUUCGCAGCAUUCUCCCUGCGUACUGCCUUGUAUGUCCUGCCCGUGAGUGUGCAUCUGACGAGAAAUAAAUUACGUUGCCAUGAACUGCA